AUGCAAAUUUCUGCGCUACUGUAAGAAUAAACUAGCUGAUUGUGAAUUCAACAAAACAGGACUAAAGUAUUCUGUUUGUAUACCAUAGCAGACUAUGUACCCAGGGCCAUGUCAAGUGUGGAAAUUAUGAUUACCGACAGGCGGCGCCAUUUUCGCUAUUGCAGACGGAACUGCAGUCGCGCACGUGUAUCCGCCGAGUGAACGACGCCACGCGGUCAAAGCCUGUGAUUGUUUGUGUGUGUUUCUUUUUCCCUCUUCUUCGUUUUCACACGUGCAAAUCAGUUGUGUGCCGGUCGACAUGUUCGUACCGUUCAGUGCUUUUUCGGCCGUUAACGAGAAAGUAUCUCACGACUAGCACAUAUUCGAAGAGCUUGAAACACGACACAAUGCCGGAUAAAGUUGCGCCGGCCGAGAGGCAAGUUCUGAGGCCCGCGAAGACCGACGACGAUACGGAAGCUGUGAAAUUGAAAAAAGAACUGGGGUUAUUGGACGGUGUGGCAAUCAUUGUGGGUAUCAUCGUUGGCGCCGGGAUUUUUGUUUCACCGAAAGGUGUUUUACUGAAUAGCGGUAGUGUUGGCCAGGCUUUGAUCGUCUGGGUCUUUUCUGGUGUCUUGUCGUUGAUCGGCGCGCUUUGCUAUGCGGAAUUAGGUACCAUGAUCCCCAAGUCUGGGGGCGACUACGCAUACAUUAGCGACGCUUUUGGACCCCUACCAGCGUUUUUGUACCUGUGGGUCGCAUUGUUCAUCCUUGUUCCAACAGGAAAUGCAAUCACAGCUCUAACAUUCGCCCAAUACAUUCUUCAACCAGUUUGGCCAGGCUGCGUACCGCCCUAUGCAGCAGUUAGGCUACUUGCAGCUGUUAUCACAUAAUGCCUUGAGAAGAUGCGAGUAUGAAAUAAUAUGUAAUUUCAUUUAACAUAGAGUACAUUUACAGUUUUUAGAUG
Molecule: messenger RNA, 943 nt
Organism: Megachile rotundata (alfalfa leafcutting bee)
Lineage: Eukaryota; Metazoa; Arthropoda; Insecta; Hymenoptera; Megachilidae
Gene: mnd
Product: L-type amino acid transporter minidiscs
Biological process (GO): amino acid transmembrane transport
Cellular component (GO): membrane
Molecular function (GO): L-amino acid transmembrane transporter activity
Source: RefSeq, a predicted model, not a curated record